AUGCCAUACAACUACAUACUCGACAAAAAAAUAAAAAACAACACGAAGAUUAACACAACUCAGAAAAUAGUCAUUAUUGACGAAGCUCACAAUCUAGAAGCAGUCUCGCGGGAAGAGCUGAGAGAAGCAAAGAUCAAAUACGAGAAAGAAGAGAGUACAGUAGACUUAUCAUUGACUCCUGGGAUAAUGAACAAAGUCAUUGAAGGAAUAAAAAAACUUGAAUAUAUCUACGCGCAAAACUUUGACAACAUAGACAAAGAGAAUGGAGAAACCUUUAAUAUAUCGAUGCUAUUAAAAGACGCGGAAAAAACAGGAUUGAUGGGGAUAACGACUGAAAACUGGAUAAAUCUUUCAAAAAACGUCAUUCUAUACUUUUCGAAAACAAAGCAAAAAACACCUCUGUCAGGAACAAAUUUUGAAAUAUUCGCCUAUAUGAUGGAGGAAUUACAUGCCAUUCGCGACAACUACACGCAAAACGAUUACAAAAGUCGAUUAUGCAGAGACGAAACCGACAGAAAAGGUUACAAACUGAUGAUAUGGUGCUUCAACGCUAAAUAUGCGAUAGAAGCUCUAACAAAAGAAGGAGAAGUCUACAAUCUUAUACUUACAUCUGGGACACUUUCACCGCUUAAAACAUACAUCAAAACACUUGGACUCGACAUAAAAACAACUAUCCAACUUCAAAACGAUCACAUCAUCAAUGCGGAACAACUUCUAGCGAUUACAAUAACCGGCUACGAAAACACAGAAUUCAGAAAUAUUUAUAAACAAAGAGACAAUCAAGACAUGUUUAUGAAUUACGCGAAAAUAAUACAAAAAAUAAAAGAAGUUGCGCCCGGAGGAUGCCUCGUUUUUCAUCCAACAUACAAAUGCAUGGAAAAAUCGAUGAAAAUUUGGAAAAUAAAUACAACAAAUGAAACAUUUAAUAAUAUGUUCAAUCUCCCGGUAUUUGCGGAACCAGUUAACAAAGAAGAAACCGAAAGAAUCAUUGAGAGCUACGAGCGCGAAAUAGAACACAACGAAAAAAAGGGUGCGAUAAUGAAUGGAGUAUGCAGAGGAAAACUAUCUGAAGGGAUAGAUUUUAAAGAUGCACGCGCGAGAGUGGUAGUAGUGACAGGAAUACCAUAUCCUCCAAUGCAAGACCCCAAGAUAAAAGAAAAGAUGGCUUAUUUGGACAAGAGACAACGAGAAGAAGAUGAUAACAUAACCGGAAAAGAGUGGUAUAAACAAGGAAAGUCUACAUAUUAUAAGAUGCAAGCGCAAGCUUUUUGCCAAUGA
Messenger RNA from Oikopleura dioica, 1278 nucleotides. NCBI's taxonomy places the organism in Eukaryota, Metazoa, Chordata, Appendicularia, Copelata, Oikopleuridae. The record is from the annotation of a GenBank genome assembly.